Molecule: messenger RNA, 8020 nt
Organism: Equus caballus (horse)
Lineage: Eukaryota; Metazoa; Chordata; Mammalia; Perissodactyla; Equidae
Source: RefSeq, a predicted model, not a curated record
UCACUGGGCCACAGGGUCGGCCCCAGUCGUAGCCAUUUUUAAGGGUACAGUUGAGUGGUGUUAAGUACAUUCACAUCGUCGUGAAGCAGAUUUCCAGACCUUUUUCAUCUCUCAGAUCUAAAGGUCUGUACUCAUUCCAGUUUUUCAGUCCAGCGCUUGGUCCAGGGAAGAACAGUCGUACAUGCUUCCUUUCUUCAGUGUUGGACCUUUGCUCCAUUUUCUGUGCACAUUUCACAUAAGCUUUAGAAAACUUGCCUACCAUCCUUGCUUGCUUCUAGCUCCUUCUCCUCUGUUCCCAUCGUUCAGAAACAUUGAUUUCAUUUCUCUUCCUCUUUCGUAAACGUAUUUUCAACCUUUAAUUGUCCAUAUUUGUUUCUCUGCUUUUAUUAAUCAUUUAUUCAUUUCAUAAACAUUUAUUCAGCAAUCACCAUGGGCCAAGAACUAUUCUAGAGGCUGAGAUACAGCUAGGACCAGAGCUGACAUGGUAGUGUUUGCCAGCUCUGUCACAUUUCCCCAGGUAUUUUUCCUUCAGCAUUGCCUGUAUAGUCUCUGUCUUAUCUUUUCAACCCUUUUAUCUUUGCUAAUUACUUAUUGCUAUGAUUUUUCCAUUCCAUGUAAAAAAACAUAAUACGCCCUGAAACUGCUGUCUUUCGGACCUAAAAGUUUGCUUAUUCCAUGAAGAUAUGACGUCCAUCUAAUUUACUCCUCACAUUGUGCUUUUCCCUUAUGAAUCUCCAGCAUUGAGGCUCUUCCUGAGUGCCGUGGUUUAGCUCACACCGUUUCUGGGCUGUGCGCAUGUUACCUCCCUCCGUCCCUUCCUUCGAUCUCAUAGAAGGUUAAGAGGAUGUAGGAAGCUAUCAACUCAGCAGUUGUCAGUUUUUGGCCCUAUGCUAGAGCCUGUUUCAACUUACACUUGUUGUGUAGACCUCUCAGAAAGAUCUGACCACUAUUUCUUUAGAACACGCUUUCCAAAAGCAAGAAUUCGCACAUGACAGCCUAGAUGUGGGAAUGAUAAUGGGCUCACAUGUACUAUUUGAGAUCACACAGUCUGGCUCCAUAGGUUACGAGGCUCAUAGUGAAUGCAGUUGAAUUCAGGUGCCUGGUGUAAUGCACAAAUCACGUAAGCGGGUUUACCUCACAGUAGAGUUGCAGGGUUUUCUAUGUGCAAAGCAUUUCAAGCUGGAAUCUGAAGGUCUGAGUUUUAAAUUGAGUUCUGUCCCUUCAUGAACCGUGGAGGCCGCUUAGCUUCUUCUUGUGAAAUAAGAGUAAUAGUUCUGACCAGCCUGCUAUCAAGCAAGCUGAUGGCUGGGAAAGCACUUCAGAUAUUGGGAGUAUUCCACAGCGGGAAGGACCAUCUUAAUUGCUGUCAUCUGUUACUGUUCGCCAGGGACUCCUUAAUGUUUUAGUGGAUUAACUGAUUUAAUUUUCACAAAAACCUUGUAAGGUGUAGAUACUGUCGUUAUUUCCAGUUGACAGAUAAGGUAACUGGUGGUUCGGGUCUGCUGAGAAGCAGAUGCCAAGAUGGGCUUAGCUGCCAGGAGACUUUCUGGGGGAGGGCGUGGAAGAGGGUGAGCGGAGCCCUCAGCCCACAGUGGGCGGGCGUCUCACACCUGUGGGAGGAGCGAGGAGGAGAGAGGACUAGUGAGGAGGAGUCUUGGCCUGUGGUACAGCUUUGCCAGGCAGCCAAAGGGAAGUCUGAGCCACAGUCGGGCAUCGAGGAGUCCUGCGUCUCCACAGAACCUGCUGCCUCGGCCCGCUCUGUGCACAGCCACGGGCUGGGAGCCUGCCGUCAGUUAUGCCCCUUCUCAGCCCCACGGCCACUGAGAGCUGAGUGGCUCCGCAGGUCACACGGCCGAGAAGUGGCGAGCCGGCUUUCCUUGGCGGUGUGAACGCAGAGCGCCUGCUCCUCCCGAUGCACGACUGCCCGUGACUUCACUCAAGAGCAGAACUGUCCUCAGACGAAGGCGCGUGUGAAAGGGGCCCGAGGUGCGUUCCUGUCCACGAAGGUCGUCCCCACGGCUCAGGCUGUGUCUGAAACAGCCUUGCCUUGGCCUCGUUCCCCUGUGAGUGUAGCCUUUCCUGAAGCGGUUUCUGUGGGAACACUGUAGCCGCCUUACAGUGGUUAAUUCCUGAAGCUUUGUCGAGUUGUUCUUUCCUUUAUUUCUCUCAGAGAUGUAAGAAUCGUCUUCUUUCCAAAUUCUGGGACUGUGGCUUUCAUAGUUUUAUGAAUUAUAAUGGUUUGACCAUUGGUCUCUUGACUUUUAAAUUGGAGUAUUUUUUUUAAAUCAUGUACGCUUUCCUGGAUCAUUCCAAGCCCGUUGUCUGAUUCUCCCUAUGGUCCUUCCUUAGAAGUCCAAAGACCUGGCCCAUACUCAGUAUUUUGGUUCUUCAGAAUUCUCGUCGCUUGUGCUCCUUCAAUGUAUACUUUUUCAACAUCUCCUUGGUUUUAAACGUUUCCUUGGUUUCUGUCACCGAGGAGUUCUCUCUCCAGUGAACAAAGGCCCAGAGGACAUGCAGGGAGCUCUGCUCAGAGGAGCUGCUGAUGGUCGGCAGACGCCGGGGCCGGGGUCAGCCCCUCGUUUGCCCUAAGAUGUAAACACUUCUGAAUGACCACCUCUCGAGUCAAUAAAAUUCAUGAAAAAAUCAAUGAAAUCGAGGCAAACUGUGCGAGAGUUGUGAGAAAGCGUUGUUGAUGACCCUUCAGCUGGGACGGCCUCCCGGAGGCUCGUGUGCCGCAGCCGCGCAGUACGACUAUGCUCCUGCGAAGUCCUUUUUCUGCCGCAUCCGUGGAGGUGAAGACAGCAAGCAGGAGAAGCGUUACUCCCCAUUCCAGAUCCUCCCCUAUUUGAUUCAUGUGCACAGCCCUGCCCAGCUGGAAUCUGAGCCCUGCUGUCUCAUGCUGGUCGAGAAGGUUCACUCUGGCUACGAAGCUCCCCGAAUCCCAGUGGAUAAAAGGAUUUUUACCACAACACACAGCCCAGGGUGUGUUUUUCUUGAAAUAGACGAAAGAGCCGUGCCUUUGCUGGGUUAUCUACCUCAGGAUUUGAUUGGAACAUCUGUCUUAACGUAUUUGCACCCAGAAGACCGCUCUCUCAUGGUCGCCAUACACCAGAAAGUCUUGAAGUAUGCAGGCCAUCCUCCCUUUGAACAUUCACCCAUUAGAUUUUGUACUCAAAAUGGAGAUUACAUCAUAUUGGAUUCCAGCUGGUCCAGCUUUGUGAACCCAUGGAGCCGGAAGGUCUCUUUCAUCAUUGGUCGGCAUAAAGUUCGAACGAGUCCACUAAAUGAGGAUGUUUUUGCUACCAGAAUAAAAAAGAUGAACAGUAAUGACAAAGACAUAACAGAAUUACAAGAACAAAUUCACAAACUUCUCUUACAGCCGGUUCAUGUGAGCGCCUCCAGUGGCUACGAAAGCCUGGGAAGCAGUGGCUCACAGGAGUACCACCUCAGCGCAGCAUCUUCCAGCGAGUCCAGCGGGCACUGCGUGGAGGAGGCACAGAAGGAACCAUUGACUUUGCAGCAGGUGUAUGCCAGUGUAAACAAGAUCAAGAAUCUAGGUCAGCAGCUCUACAUUGAGUCAAUGACCAGAUCACCAGAUAAGCAAGUGAUGGGCACACGCGUGGGCCAGCUUGGAGAUGAGCAGAAGGCCUUUUCUUCUUUCCGGACAUUGAAAAAUAAUAGCGUGUACACUGAGUCUUGUGAGGAUUUGAGAAAAGAUCAGCAUAGCCCAUCCUAUCAGCAGAUAAGCUGUAUUGAUAGUGUUAUCAGAUACCUGAAGAGCUACAACAUUCCAGCUUUGAAAAGAAAGUGUAUAUCCUGUGCAAACACAACUUCUUCAUCCUCAGAAGAAGACAGAGAAAACCACCAGGCAGAUGAUGUCCAAGCAUCGCAAGCUGUUUCUCAGAUCCCAGCCAUACCUAAAUCAGAAAUGCCCACCAGUGGACGGUGCACAGACACUGAAGCGGGAGCUCCCCAGACCCUGUCCGCGGCGGCGCUGGGCCUGGGCUCUGGCAUCAGCCAGUGCAGUUACAGCAGUGCCAUCAUCCACGUCCCACCCCUAGAGUCAGCAGAAUUGACUCCGGCAGAGGAUGCCCCCCAAGCGCUUGAGCCCUGGACCCUAAGCACCCACCCGGCUCCACUCACCUCGGAGGAACGUAGGCACGGGGGGCUCACACAGGCAGUCCUGUCAGCCCACACACAGAAGGAAGAGCAGAACUAUGUUGAUAAGUUCCGGGAAAAGAUGCUGUCCUCACCCUACAGCUCCUAUCUUCAGCAAGAAAGUGGAAGCAAAGCUCAAUAUUCACAUGUUCAAGGAGAUUCGACUUCCAGGCAGACCCGGUCAGCCGGUUGCCGGAAGGGGAAGCACAAGUGGAAGAAGCUGCCUGUGCCGUCAGACGGCAGAAGCUCCAAGGACACCUUCUGUCCCCACUGCAGAGGAGAGGUCCAGAACGUUCAGCCCCACUGCCCCGCCCCUGCCUUGCCUCCUCCCGCCACCGGCCUGUCCUUCCCAGCUGCAGUGAUGGUUCCCGGCCAGGCCCCUUAUCUCAUACCAGCUUUCCCCCUCCCAGCCGUGAGCCCUCUGGGAAGAGAACACACAGCAUUGGGUGCUGCACUGGAGUGUCUCCCUAAGCCGCUUCUGUCCAGCAGCUCGCAGUCUGUUCCAGCUCUCCCUUCUCCUCACUUAGACACUUUCUUGACCAUUUUCCUGCAUGACCCCCCUAUGUGUCCUCUGUUGUCACCAUCAUUCUCCCCAUAUCCACUUUUGGGAGCAACAGGCUUUUCUGAAAUACCAUCCUCAGUAUCAGCAAUGGCUCCAAACCUGGAACCACCGUCUUCAGUCGUCAGCCAAAGGAGAGAUGAGGAGAAAUGGGAGACACAGAGUGAAGAGCACCCAUUCCUUAGCUCAAGGAGCAGCUCCCCACUGCAGCUAGACUUACUGCAGGAAGCCCUGUCCAGAUCCUGGGAGUUUUCAGACCCGACGAGAAGGGAUGUUUGCCCAGAAGCUGAGUAUCAGAGUGUUACAGGCAGCAGUGGGAAUAGCAACAGUCAUUUUAUGGCCGGUGAGCUGUCCAUGGUGUUACUCCGCCAGGAGUCUCCGUCUGGAACUGGUUCUGCAGCAUCAGGAAGCAGUGACAGCAGUAUAUACUUUGCUACGAGUGAUUUUUCUUCUGAAAUCACCCCAAAUGGGCAGCAAUCUCAGGAUUGCUCUCAGAGAAAAGAAACACUUCCCGCUGUAGCUGAAGAGUCCAUCUGGAGAAUGAUAGAGCGAACCCCUGAGUGCGUUCUGAUGACAUACCAGGUACCGGAAAGGGUUAAAGAAAUUGUACUGAAAGAAGACCUAGCAAAGCUAGAAAGCAUGAGGCGACAGCAGCCGCAGUUUUCUCACGGACAGAGGGAGGAGCUGGCCCAGGUGCAUUCCUGGGUUCAGAGCCAGACUGUCCCUCAAGACAUAGACAUCCGGGGCUGUGUCACUUGCACAAACAAGGGGUCACUUGGUGAUGCUACAGAAUCCUGUGGUCAGGAUGCGUCAGAAGACACCAGUUGAGUGACUAUGGAGAUGGACCUGCAGAUGCUUUCCAGGGCCUGCUGGACAGCUAGACUUCUUUGUAUAUUUCUUUAAACCCCUGACUUUUAAGCGACCAUGAAGUUGUCAUUGAAUGUUAAGGUUUUUCCUUCUUGACUUUUUAAUAGACCUCGUUUUUUUGAAGCAUAUGUCGUAUAUAAAAUCUGCUUCUCUCUUUGUCCACGGUAUAUUAAAACUGUCAUUUAGGCUCUUCUUCUAGUUUAACUGUCUUUUAAAGAGAUCAGAUGGCCUCUAAAGAGGUAUGUGUGUACAGCAAAAUGAAUUAUCACCCAAAAUAAAUUAUAUUUAGAAAUGUUUGUGAGGAGCCCCAAACCUUAGCCUCCUUUACUAUGUUCUGUUGUAGCAUAAAUCAUUUUGCCCGGUAAAGUACCUGAGGAAAUCCCACCCACAGGCCAUACACUUUUCCUAGUGAUUCCAUAACUUAGUACUUUCAUCUGGUCUUUGCACAGCUGGAUGCUGCCCCUCCUUGCUUAAGAUCAGACAGUCCAGGUUUCUCACAACACAAGUCACUUUCAUAUUUACCAAUAUUAAAAUAUAUUGCCCUUUGGUAUACUGGACGCACCUGGUUCUUAGGGUUGAAUAUGGACCUUCAUUAUUGUAGAUGCCUUUCCCUUUGAUUUUCCACCUUCCACUGAAACUCUGAAAGUCUUACCUUAAAAGUCAGUCACCUUGCAAUGGGCUCAUCCCUUGGACAGUUUAAAUGAGCGUUUGCAUGUGUAAUAUUAAAACAAAAGACCAUCUAACUCAACCAGCGGUAUUUCCCUUUUUAAUGUUUUUGUUUUUAAAAUAAUGAUUAUAAAAGUUUCAAAAGUCAUGUAAAAAUUAAUAUUGUUCUUAUAUCCAUAUAUGUUUAAAUGUUGUCUUGCCAAAACUAGCAUUUAACUUUUUCUUUCCAACCAAUUUACAUGAAAGAGGCCUCUUCGUCCCUGCCAGAGGGCUGACGGGCACGGCCUCUGUCUGCCCCUGAGCAGGGUGAGUGGUGAGGGCUGCGCAGUGAGAAGAGGGUCCUGGGAGCUCUGCAGCCCUAGCCCAGGGGCAGGGUCUGCCCAGGUCACUGCUUCCAACAAGAGUGAGGAGGUGUUUACUUGAGAAGUCAGCUCCCCUUUCUGUAGAGAAGAUUCCUUCUCAAACUGGGAACGACAGACACGGUUCACACUCAUGCAGAUCAGAAAAAGGAAUGGAAGAAAAGGAAGGUUACAGUAACCUUUUAUCUUUUAUAUGACAUGCAACAAACUAACUUAUUUUUAUUUUGUUGUUGUUUUUUUGUUUUGUUUUAGGAAACACUUCCUCCUUGCAAGUUUUAUAGCUUUUUAUAAAAAUGCGUUCUGAUAAUAAUUAAGAGAAUCGACAUUCUUAUCCAUGAUGACUGUGGGCCCCUGACUCUCAAUCCCUGUAGCUUAGAUUUCCUUUCUGAAGUAGCAGUUUCCUGGAAAGUGAUUCUCUCUGAAGAACCAUUUUCUCUCUGAACCAUUUUCAGAUGCUGCCUAUGACAUUUCUUGGAAUUUUCUAAUACUAAGCAGUUCCAGGCACAUGUUCCUGUUUUGUGAAUGGAGAACUCUCAUAUUCUCCUCCAUCUUGACUGUUCAGUGAUUUCUGAUGCUUUUCUUGUGUUGGUCAAGUCAUGUGGUAUUUUUGCUCUUGAUGAAAAAUCAGAUUUUAAAGAACUAACCAGCCUGGAUAUUGUCCAUCAGUGUAAUCACUGUGACUAUCUGUAGUGAUCAAGUUUUUAAUUUCUGUAAAUCAGAAAUGACAUACAGCUAUCAAAGGGUCAUUCUGCAUUCCCGUUGGCAUAUUUUAAGCCUCAUAUUCUCCAAUAAUGUUUCUUUUCCAUUCUUUCUGGAUAUUUGUCUUUUCUAAAUUUGUUUGUUUCUUUGCCUUAGUACACAUCUUAUGGAGUGUAUGUUAUACUAGGCUUGAUUUGAAACUGGUGCUUGUUGUAGGCAGGCCUGUAAAGCUGUUUAUGACUCUCAUGUGUUGGUAAGUAGAUCGUUGGUGUGUUUGGAGGUUGGACGCAAUGCUCCUGCUGCUGACAGUGACCAGAGGAAGUCAGCAGUGACGCGGCCGCCCCCACGGGGCCCCACCUGAUUGUAAACUUCGCUGUUCGAGUUUAUUAACUUUUUGUAUUAAUGACGAUAGAAAUUGAUAAUAAAAAUGUAUAUUAUUGGCUUCAGUGUUUACAUAAAUGUUACCCAAAGGCUGUAUUUUCUGGGAUAUGAGGUUAGGAUUUAUGAAAAACAAAAGCUAUAUGAAUUGAAUCAUUUUGCAAUUAAGUGAAACUUCGUUAUAAUUCACAAGGUAAAUUUAAUCCAAAUUGAAAUUUUGUUUCAACUGAAUUUAUAAUUGUGCGAAUUUACUUGUUUUUAAUGGUUAUUAAUAUUUUAAUCGGGUGUCUUUUUUAAGGAAAAACAAUAAAUAAGCUGUAUAUGUAAAACUUGA